Molecule: messenger RNA, 2454 nt
Organism: Ogataea philodendri
Lineage: Eukaryota; Fungi; Ascomycota; Pichiomycetes; Pichiales; Pichiaceae
Exons: 1
Coding region: 1-2454 (817 amino acids)
Biological process (GO): maturation of LSU-rRNA from tricistronic rRNA transcript (SSU-rRNA, 5.8S rRNA, LSU-rRNA); maturation of 5.8S rRNA from tricistronic rRNA transcript (SSU-rRNA, 5.8S rRNA, LSU-rRNA); rRNA methylation
Cellular component (GO): preribosome, large subunit precursor; nucleolus; nucleus
Molecular function (GO): rRNA (uridine-2'-O-ribose)-methyltransferase activity; rRNA (guanine) methyltransferase activity
Source: RefSeq, a predicted model, not a curated record
AUGGCCGGAACCCAGAAGAAGAACGCCAAAGGUCGGCUUGAUAGGUACUACUAUCUCGCCAAAGAGAAGGGAUAUCGUGCUCGUUCUUCCUUUAAGAUUUUGCAAAUUAAUCAAAAAUAUGGCCAUUUUUUGGAAAGAUCUAAGGUCGUGAUAGAUCUUUGUGCCGCUCCAGGAUCGUGGUGUCAGGUGGCUGCGCAGCUGUGUCCUGUCAACUCACUGAUUGUCGGAGUGGAUAUUGUUCCCAUCAAGCCGAUUCCCAAUUGUAUCACAUUCCAGAGUGACAUUACCACGGAAGAUUGUCGCUCCAGAUUGAGAGGCCAUCUGAAGUCGUGGAAAGCAGACUCUGUUUUGCACGAUGGUGCUCCCAACGUUGGUUUGAACUGGGUUCAGGACGCUUACACGCAAUCGCACUUGACUUUACAGGCUUUGAAGUUGGCGGUUGAACAUUUGAACGCCGGUGGAACGUUUGUGACCAAGAUUUUCCGUUCUAGAGACUACAAUAACCUGAUCUGGGUUUUCCGUCAGCUGUUCGACAAGGUCGAGGCUACCAAGCCCCCUGCUUCUCGUAACGUUUCUGCCGAGAUUUUCGUGGUUUGCAAGGGGUUCAAGGCUCCAAAGAAGCUUGAUCCUAGACUUUUAGAUCCCAAGGAGGUGUUCGAGGAGCUUCCUGAGAAGACUGCAAAUAACGAGGCCAAGGUGUUCAAUCCAGAGAUCAAGAAGAGAAAGAGAGAUGGUUAUGACGAAGGGGACUACACCUUGUUCCAUCCUAUGGCUCUUUUGGACUGGGUGAAACAGGAGGACGACGUGAUCAAUACUUUGGGAAGUGUCAAUAUGUUUGAGAUCGACGAGGAGAGCGAGGAAUGGCAGACUUUGAAACGGAUGAAAGAUACCACGUCCGAGUUCCUUGAGUGUUGCAAAGAUCUGAAGGUUCUUGGUAAGAAAGAUUUCAGAAUGUUGAUCAGAUGGCGGAAGCAUGCUCGUAUUGUUCUUGAUCUUGAUGUCGAGGAAGAGGAAAAUCAAGUGGAAGUCGAGGAGCUUGAUGAAGAUCAAAAGAUUGACCAAGAGCUCGAAGAGAUGAAGGAGAAGGUCCGGCUGAAGCAAAAGAGAGAAAAACGUCGUCGUAACGAGGCCAGACAGCAAGAGAUCCAGCGGAUGCAGAUGAACAUGUUGACCGACAUGCAGGUUGGUCUCGAUGCCGGAAACAUUGGGUCUGAGAGUUUGUUCAACCUGAAAAUUGCCGAGAAGACUGGUCAGUUGGACGAGUUGGCUCGUGGCAAGAAGAGCAUGGUUUUUGACGACGAGGAGUUGGCUCGAGAUAACGACAUUGUGUACGAUGACAAGCAGAUCGUGGAGUCUGGUGACGAGCUGGACAAUCUCGAGGAUGAGCUGAACUCGAUGUACCAACAGUACAAGGAGUCCAAGAUGGAGCGGGACGCCAGACUGAGAGCCAAGAACGCUCGUGGAGGAGACGAUGAGGAAUGGGAAGGAAUCAAGGAGCAGACGAGCGAGGUCGAGUCUGACGACGGAGAGAUCCUGGAAAGCGAUAGCGACAUUGAGAGCGAGGAGGACGAGGCAAUCGACAAGCUGAUUGCCACCAUCGACAAGAAGAAGAAGGGCGGACUGAGUCGGACUGCUAACAACUUCUUUGGAGACUCGAUCUUCGAGGGUGUUGAUGUGGUUGCCGAGACGAAUGGCAAACCGGCAGAGUCUAAGGAAGAAGAGGAGGUGGAUGAGGAAGAAAAUGCGGAAGCAGAAUCUGGAUCUGAGUCUGAGGAGGCUGAAGAGUCUGAUGCCGAACUUGAGUCUGGAUCGGAGUCAGACGAGGCCGAGCCAGACUUUGAGAUUGUUCCUGGAGCUGGAGACGGCAUGUCACACAAGCACGAGGUCGACUUGGCCACAGUGGAAGCAAUGACGCUUGCUCACCAGCUUGCUCUUGGCCAGAAGUCCAAACACGACCUGAUCGAGGAAGGAUUUAACAAGUACUCGUUCAGAGACAAGGAAGGACUGCCUGACUGGUUCUUGGAGGACGAAGACAAACACAGCAAGAUCAACAGACCAAUCACGAAGGAGGCGGCUUUGGCUUUGAAGGAGAAGAUGAAGCAACUGAACGCCAGACCAAUCAAGAAGGUGAUGGAGGCAGUUGGAAGAAAGAAGAUGAGAGCAAUCAAGAGACUCGAGAAGAUCAAGAAGAAGAGUGAUCUGAUUGCCGAUGACGACUCGAAGAGUGAAUUGGACAAGGCUAAGGAGAUCCAAGCCCUUGCCUCCAAGUUAGGCAAGAAGAAGAAGACCAAGCCUAAGACCACGCUUGUGGUUGCACGUGGAAGCCAUAAGGGUGUUUCCGGAAGACCAAGAGGUGUUAAGGGUAAAUAUAAGAUGGUCGACGGAGUGAUGAAGAACGAGAUGCGUGCAUUGAAGAGAAUCGAGAAGAAGCACAAGAAGAAGGGAAGAAAGUAA